This is a messenger RNA of Rangifer tarandus platyrhynchus (Svalbard reindeer), 696 nucleotides long. NCBI's taxonomy places the organism in Eukaryota, Metazoa, Chordata, Mammalia, Artiodactyla, Cervidae. The record is from the annotation of a GenBank genome assembly.
AUGCACACCACCCAGAAGGACACGACGUACACCAAAAUCUUCGUCGGGGGGCUGCCCUACCACACCACGGACGCCAGCCUGCGCAAGUAUUUCGAGGUCUUCGGCGAGAUCGAGGAGGCUGUGGUCAUCACCGACCGGCAGACGGGCAAGUCCCGGGGCUAUGGAUUUGUCACCAUGGCUGACCGGGCUGCUGCUGAAAGAGCUUGCAAGGAUCCCAACCCCAUCAUUGAUGGCAGGAAGGCCAACGUGAACCUGGCAUACUUGGGAGCAAAACCAAGGAUCAUGCAACCAGGUUUUGCCUUUGGUGUUCAACAGCUUCAUCCAGCCCUUAUACAAAGACCUUUUGGGAUACCUGCACACUAUGUCUAUCCGCAGGCUUUUGUGCAGCCUGGCGUGGUCAUCCCCCACGUCCAGCCCACCGCCGCGGCCGCCUCCACCGCACCUUACAUCGACUACACGGGAGCCGCGUACGCACAGUACUCGGCGGCCGCCGCCGCCGCCGCCGCCGCCGCCGCCUACGACCAGUACCCGUACGCAGCCUCCCCGGCCGCCGCGGGCUACGUCACGGCCGGGGGCUACGGCUACGCGGUGCAGCAGCCAAUCACCGCCGCCGCACCUGGGACCGCGGCCGCCGCCGCCGCCGCCGCCUUCGGCCAGUACCAGCCUCAGCAGCUGCAAACAGACCGGAUGCAAUAG